CCGGCUCUGUCUCCCUGUUGCUGGGGGCGGGGUUGCAAUUGCAGGAUCCUGUUGUGCGAGUAGCAGGAGGAGACGUCACUGUAGAUCCGGAGAAAAAGAGAUUGAGGGCGAAGCUGGUGGGUCCCGGGCUGCACCUUUUGAUCUCUGUGCCCCUCUCUCCGCCAAGCCAGGCAGGGGAGAGCCAUGUUGUGAUGUGUCUGGACCAUGACCCUGCAGCUGCAGCACCGACCAGCCUAAUCAUCCGGCAGAGCGGGGGGAAAAGGCGCUGCACACCGGAGCCUCUUCCUACCCAGGCAGCUUUGUGUGCACCCGGCCUGCUUGGGGCUAUAUCUCCCGGGAGCGUUCGAGCUUGCGCCUCUGUCUCGUAGUCGUAUCCUUAGUUGCAGUUCUGUAUUUGAGCAAUUCACCAGAGCCCUGGAAAACACCUAAAGACACCUUUACACUGAAUAUCAUAUAUCUCAAAUAUGAAAAAAUUCAAGCGAAGGCUUUCACUCACAUUGAGAGGCAGCCAGACAAUUGACGAAUCGCUCUCAGAGCUGGCAGAACAAAUGACCAUUGAAGAAAAUAGCAGUAAAGAUAACGAGCCUAUUGUGAAGAAUGGCAGGCCUCCAACGUCUCACAGUAUGCACUCCUUCCUCCAUCAAUAUACAGGAUCCUUCAAGAAGCCUCCGCUGAGAAGACCCCAUAGUGUAAUAGGUGGAAGCCUCGGUUCGUUCAUGGCCAUGCCAAGGAAUGGGAGCAGACUAGAUAUAGUACAUGAAAACCUAAAGAUGGGAUCAGAUGGUGAAAGUGACCAAGCAUCUGGGACAUCAUCAGAUGAAGUUCAGUCACCAACAGGAGUGUGCCUCAGAAAUCGAAUACACAGGCGCAUUUCAAUGGAGGACCUGAACAAGAGGCUGUCACUUCCAGCUGAUAUUAGGAUACCUGAUGGAUAUUUGGAAAAGCUGCAAAUCAACAGUCCUCCGUUUGAUCAACCUAUGAGCAGAAGGUCACGUAGAGCAUCAUUAUCAGAAAUUGGCUUUGGCAAGAUGGAAACAUAUGUCAAAUUGGAAAAACUUGGAGAGGGUACAUACGCAACAGUAUUCAAAGGAAGAAGUAAAUUGACAGAAAACCUUGUUGCGCUAAAAGAAAUUCGAUUGGAACAUGAAGAAGGAGCACCUUGUACAGCUAUUAGAGAAGUAUCAUUACUAAAGGACCUAAAGCAUGCAAACAUUGUCACUUUACAUGAUAUUGUCCACACGGACAAAUCACUGACGCUUGUCUUCGAAUAUCUGGACAAAGAUUUAAAGCAGUAUAUGGAUGACUGUGGGAAUAUUAUGAGCAUACACAAUGUAAAGAUAUUUUUGUACCAAAUUCUGCGUGGCUUGGCUUACUGUCACAAAAGGAAAGUUCUUCACAGAGAUCUGAAACCACAGAACCUGCUAAUAAAUGAAAAAGGCGAAUUAAAAUUGGCUGAUUUUGGCUUGGCCAGAGCAAAAAGUGUUCCGACAAAAACCUAUUCCAAUGAGGUUGUGACAUUAUGGUACAGGCCUCCUGAUGUCCUGCUUGGGUCUUCUGAAUACUCCACUCAAAUUGAUAUGUGGGGCGUUGGCUGUAUAUUUUUUGAAAUGGCUUCAGGAAGGCCUCUGUUUCCUGGUUCUACAGUGGAAGAUGAACUUCACUUGAUAUUCCGGCUUUUAGGAACUCCAGCUGAAGAAACAUGGCCCGGAAUCUCUUCAAAUGAUGAAUUUAGGAACUACAAUUUUCCGAAGUACAAACCACAGCCUGUUAUCAACCAUGCACCAAGGUUAGACUCAGAGGGUAUUGAGUUAUUAACACGGUUUCUUCAGUAUGAAUCUAAAAAGAGGAUUUCUGCAGAAGAUGCAAUGAAACACGCUUACUUCCGAAGUCUAGGGACUAAAAUCCACAGUUUGCCAGAAAAUAUCUCAAUAUUCAGUCUUAAGGAUAUCCAAUUGCAAAAGGAUCCCGGUUUUCGAAAUUCUUCAUAUCCAGAGACAGGUCAUGGGAAGAACAGAAGGCAAAGCAUGCUAUUCUAAGACUUUCUAACUAUGUGGGGUCGUUGUUAUCAGAUGCUUUGGUGGUCUCGGGACUGCCCGCCUAUUCUGACCUACCUACAGUGGAGUUGUUUUAUUUCAGGCCUGCAAUUUUUUUUUUUUUUAUUAAAUAUUUGUUGUCACAGUGUGACAAAUAUUGUACAGUUGGUUUUAAGGUCUCCUCUGCUGUUAGAGCCAGUAGGUUACAGCUGUUGAUGUGACUAAAGCUGCAAUUCUUGUGCAGGACUGAAACAUAAAAUGUUAUUUAUUGCGGAAUCAUUGCUGCUAAAUGACUACUGUCUGGAUUUGUACCAUAACAAACAGCUGAACGCCUGAAGAAGUUGCAGUGGCUCAAUUAUCUGUGAAUGCAUCUGUUUCCCCCUCAGACAAAAUCUUUUAUCUUCCUUUCAUUUUUACUUUUUUUUUUUUUUUUUAUUAAACUGCAUUGUUCCCUUUACAUGUUACAUUUGCUUUGCUUAACCUCCAAAACUAGCGGACCACGUAGAAUGUUCCAUAAUUGGGUAAAUUAUUUUGUCCACUUUAAUCAUUCUUGGGACUUCACAAUUGACAAGAAUUGUAAAAAGUGAAGGGUUUUUUUCCACCCUGCAAGUAUGCAAAUUUCAGUUACCAAAUGAGUUGCCUUCCCUCAUUGCUAAUUUAUUAAUGUUUAAUGAAGGCAGUUUCUUUUAAGAGAACCACAGAGUGCCUCCUGCACUACGAGUGAAAGCCUUUUUCACUUGGUUAUGCAAGAAAGCAGAGGAAGCCUUGAUGUGCCCAGCCACAAAAUAUUUGAGUGAGAGAAUGCUCCCUUAGUAGAUAAUAGUAGAGAGUAUCGAUAGAAAAGUCAAAUAUACAUUCAGAUGUUCUAAUGAUAUGUACCCCAUUUUGAAUGUGAAGCACCAUAUGGUACAAAUACCUUUCAUUGUUGCCAUUUAAGACACCCUAAGUCAUUUUUCAUCACAUAUAUUUUUGAUUCUCUACCAUAUUCAUUAAAAGUAAUUCAGAAAAGGGACAGGCAACAUAUUAUAGAAGCGCAGUUCCCAGCAUUCUCUGUCUGGUAUGAACACUGCAACAAGAGGAUGGCAGAAGGUUGUCUAACCAUGCUUUAGAUUUAGAGUAUAUAAAAUGUUGUACAGCAACUAACAAACUGGUCAUUUUAUAAAAUCCUGGAGUAUUCUGUAUUGAAAUUUUACAGAGGUUUCCUUAACCCUAAAGAUGAAUUACUAAGGCAAUAAAAGAGUUUGAUAAUUUUGACUGCAUCAGUAAGUGGUAAGUCAGUCCGCUGCACACCAGCCUUGAGUGAGGACCAUUACACCAUCCCAGCACAUUGUCAUAGCCCAUCUAUGGGUGAUGGAUCCCAUGGAAGUGCAGCCUCCUGCAGCCACUGCUCAGUCACUUAUCAUUCCUGUAAAUAGAAAAGCUUUCCAUUUUAUUCUUAGCAGAUGUCUUCUCUGAAAUAAAGUUUAUUUAGACCAACAGUCUGCAAUAGCCAAAGAAAUUUUUAUGAGAAUAGAGACAUUUUUUGCAGCUUUUGCUUAAGUAAUAAGUGCAGAAAGAAGCCUAAAAAUCUACCCCAGAUAUUCUUUAGAAAUAAAAUCACAUUGGUGUAGAAAACCAGGGAACAAGAUAUAAUAAUGCUUGCCCCCUCCUGCCCUAUGGCUUAUAUGAGAUGUGAACUUGUGUUUAUUUUUUGCUUCCAUCUUUGUACCCUCAUCCCUGCAACUAGAGGCAAUAACUGACCAUUGUCAGCAAUGUCACAUUUGAAAGCGAUUCCUUUUGCUGAUGGCAAUUGUAUUUUUGGAAGUAUUUGUGUUCACCUAUAUGAACCUUGUUUAGUGCAUUUUUUUAAGACUGUAAAAUCUGUUCAGUUCUGAAAUGGUCAUGUUAAUCUCUAGCCGCUGUAUCCUGAAUGGACUGUCCCAGGCUCUUUUAUCUGACAUUGACUGUACAAGCAUUCAGGUCUUAAAGUUUCUGCUGAAAACAAAUCUUGUAGUUUAUUUAACAGUAUUACGUGACCUCUUUUUUUAUUAUUAUUAUUUCAUUUUUAACUUUAUUUGUGAAUAGUGAUUGUGGAACAUGUGGGGUUGUUUCAAUAAUAUAAUCGAUAACAUUAAAUUGGGAUUUUCUAUUUUGUUAGAGCAAGCAGGUUCGCGUGAAAUAGCGCUGAAUAUUGGACCACUACUACUUUUGGAGAAUUGUAAAUGGGGAUUUAAUUUAAAGCAUCAGACUCUGUAGACUUUAACAAACUGCUGUUUAUUUUUAACUGACAAGCCUCUUAUUAAUAUUGUACUUUUUGGAAGUAUAAAUAUUAUGUGAAAUGCUAUAGUCUUGUUCUGAAGUUUCUCAUGAAAUGUUUUUUUUCUUUAUUGUAAGGCACUUUUUUUCCCACCAGAACUUUCUGUACAUCAAAGGAACAGAGGAUUUAAUUAUCUGGGUUUUGUUGCUUUUUUUUUUGUUUGUUUUUCUCUGCCUGGUGCUGAUUUCUAAAGGUGUUUUAUAAAAUUGUCUAGGGGAAAAAAUAAAAUGUUGCUUAAAAUUUGAA
Molecule: messenger RNA, 4575 nt
Organism: Xenopus tropicalis (tropical clawed frog)
Lineage: Eukaryota; Metazoa; Chordata; Amphibia; Anura; Pipidae
Gene: cdk17
Product: cyclin-dependent kinase 17
Exons: 18
Coding region: 465-2036 (523 amino acids)
Biological process (GO): regulation of cell cycle
Molecular function (GO): kinase activity; transferase activity; cyclin-dependent protein serine/threonine kinase activity
Source: RefSeq, a predicted model, not a curated record